CUUUCUAUAAAACACUUACACACACGUAUGUACAUACAUACGCACAACUUCGCAUAUGAAAAUACAAAAUAAACAAAACAUGCUGAUGUCGAGAUACGAUGAUGGCCGUUUCCGUUUCACCAACGUCCCAUGCACCAACACACACCAGCAGCGAGUUGAAAUUCAGCUGAUACGGACCAACAGCGAGAGUGCGAGCGCGUGAGCGCAAGCAAGCGAUUGACUCGCCUGCGCUCUUCAACUCAAACAACACAGCGCGCUCAAACACACAUGCAUGCAUAUAGGCGAGCAAACAGAGAGCGCGCCGAUCGCCCGCUGUGGCUUUGUGCGCGAUUUUUGUGAAUGAAUUCUUCUGGCCGUGCGUACGAUUUAUCUACAAAUUCGUAUUUUACGAUUUUUUUACUUAUCUGCAGUCGGCGCUGCACUGAUAGUCGCACACAUGCACACUCACACAUAUGUAUAUGGUAGAGCACCCACGUAUUGCCGCGAUCGCCAGUUUGUGCUCAAAAGCGGACGUGCUCUCUAGCUCUCGCAGUUGCUCACUCUCACUGAGUGGUUCAUUCUGUGUUCGUUUGCUGCGUUUGUGUGCGUGUCGCUUAGGAUAUUGCCGUGUUGAAUGUCUCGCUUGUCAGCGUUUGCAAUCCGUUUCGCUUCAGUUUGACUCUACGAAUCCAAUAGAUACAGAACGUUUUUGUUAUACGUUAUUUAUGCUUUUUUAAUAUGGAUUGUCGUAAAUUUUCGUGUAAAAAGUGACAGUUUCAAGUGGAAUUCGCGCAAAUAAAAUUUAUAAAUUGUGUUUAAUUUAUUUGAAGUCAAAGUAUGUGUGUUUAUACCAACUGUUAGCUGGUGCAAUUGGAAAACAACAACAACAACAGCAAACGUUGCCAUCAUUAAUUGGUGAUUUAAGUGAAAAUCGGAGCGAUGUUAUCGGCGAGCUAUCACUCCACCGGAACAAAGCAGUACAGCUGAACUCUAAAAUACAAACAAACACAUACAUACAUACAUAUGUAUGUAAACAAAUGUAAAUAGGAGCAAAAUAUAUAGUGAUAAAGUGAUAACAAAAAUUGUUAACAACAAAAGCAAUAAAAAUAUAUAAAAUAAUAAUAGUAAAAAAUCACACGCGCUCGAAGGUGUUAAGUGUGCGGCAUUAAGUGCUAUUAAACCUUGAUUGGUUUCUCUAAAAUAUACAGUUAAUAGUUUUGUAUACAACAAUUUUUUUUUUGGAAUUCACUCGUCGCACUAGUAUGACAAAUGAGUGGAUCGAUUUGGCGGAUCGGCGUUUGCGUGCGCCGCUACGUGCCGGCUAUAAUCAUCAUCAAUUGUUGCUCAACAACAAUUACACCGGUGGAUACUCGAGUAAAUUCCAUUUGCGCGCGCAUAAAUUACAACAAUUGCACACGGUUGGUGCGAAGUUAAAAGAUGUGCCAUCACAAAUUCCACCACUCACACCCGGCACCAAUCGAAAGGUAGCUGAAGUGUUAAAGGCCUCUUUCGCUUCAUGGGAGAAAGAGGUGCAGAACUGUAAUAUAACCAAAGAUCCCCGCGAAUGGAAGGAGGAGCAUGUCAUCUAUUGGCUCAACUGGGCAAGCAAAGAAUUCUCACUGGUCUCAAUGAAUUUGGAGCCUUUCAUUAAAAUGAAAGGACGUGAUAUGAUUGAAUUAGGCAAAGAUAAGUUUCUAGCAAUAACGCCACCAUUUACGGGUGAUAUUUUGUGGGAACACUUAGACAUACUGCAGAAGGAUUGUGAAAAAUUCGGCAAUGAUGAUGUUGUUAAUGUACAACAGCAACAACAACAGCAGAACGCCUUUGAGGCGUCCACGACAGCGUCGCAUUGCGGCUCGGAUCAUCAAGUCGGCAAUUAUUUAGGUAGUAACAGCAAUAAUAAUAACAAUAACAACAACAAUAACAACAGUCACAGAUUAACAUCCGAUUAUACAACACCGCCAGCCAGUGAGAAAAGUAGCUUUCAUUCACCCUCGGUGCAUCACAGUGGCUACAGCAGUAAUCCGCACGAUCACAGCAAUAACAGCCCGCCCCCGCAAACGCAACAACAAACGCAAAAUGCUAACAACAAUGGCGGUUCGUUGCUUUCGCAUGCGCAGCAGCAGCAACAACAACAACAGUCGCAACAAAGCAAUCCCGCCGCCAACAGCAAUGCGUCAGGCGUCAACGCCAACCAGUCGACCGGUCCGACGCCGAAUCACAACAACAACAACAGUGCCAAUAUGAAUUACAUGCACGUGGCGUUACGAAACUCGGCCGCUGCGGCCGCACUCUACAGCCAACAUCAGAUGAAAGAGGAACCGGGCACACAGAACACCUCCUCCUAUUCGAGUCUUGGCAGUGGCAGUAGUAACGGUCAAACCGAUCCGGCUGAUCUCUCUGUUUCAUCCGUUUAUGGUUUGCCACCACAUCUGGCAGGUGCUGCCGCUGCGGCAGCUGUUGCUGCAGCCACCGGUGUACAUUACGAUGAUAAUGAUUAUCACAGCACGAUCUCAUCGCAAGAACAUCCAAGUUAUCAGGAUAGCGGCGCCGAUUUCUAUGGACUUGCUGUGGCGAAUAAUGAACAGAAAUACAAUGCCUACGGACGCUCACCAUUCCCCGAUUCCUAUGCCUCGGAGUAUGGUUCGUACGAUCCAACGCGUUUCUCUUCAAUGAGCGGUCAGUCGCCGGCAGAUCAAUGGGGCGUGCAUCAUGCUGGGCAACAUUCGGCCGCGUAUAUGAAUACGAUGAGUUUGGAGAAGGCACUCAUGGGCGCAUAUCCCAUGCAAGGUGGUGUGCCGUGCUUUACCGGCUCUGGGCCGAUACAGUUGUGGCAAUUUCUAUUGGAACUGCUGAUGGAUAAGACGUGUCAGGGCUUCAUUUCGUGGACUGGCGAUGGCUGGGAGUUCAAGUUGACCGAUCCAGAUGAGGUUGCUCGUCGCUGGGGUAUACGCAAGAAUAAGCCAAAAAUGAACUACGAAAAGCUCAGUCGUGGUCUCCGCUAUUACUACGACAAGAACAUCAUACAUAAGACGGCAGGCAAGCGCUACGUCUACAAAUUCGUUUGUGAUCUACAAAACCUGAUUGGCUACACGCCAGAAGAAUUAUGUGCUAAAUAUGACCUCAAGACGGACAAGAAAGAUGAUGAUUAGAUUGCUGUUUGAGGGCUGAACGCCUAGGCGGUAAACUAAAGUUAGCUAUGACUACAGCAACGAGCCCCCAAGCCAACCAACCCCACACGUACGCAUACAAACACACACUCAAAGUGAACCUAAAGCUGUGCUUUAAUUGCGAGUGCAAACUUGACAAUGCCAAAUGCUAUGAGAUCAUCGAGCUCACCUCAUUAUUGGUUUCAAGUUCGCACAUGUGGGCGUCCGCAAGUGGUGUGCGGUCGGGGGUUGCGGUGCAUGGAUGUGAAUGUGGAUUCUUCCAAAUGUGCUUAAUUUUCGAAAGUACACAGACACACAUUAUUUACACACACAUACAUACAUAUAUAGAAGCAUAUAACAUAUACACAUUUACAGUUGUAAUUAUAUUUUAGUACGCAAACAUAUAUGCAUAUACAUAUACCGUUAUUUAAAGUAUGUAUUUGCUAUUUUCUGUGCUUACUCAUGUUUAAGUCAUUUAAUUAUGAAUUCAAUUAAUUUGUUUGAGGAGAUUACAAGCUUACUUAUAUAGCAUAUGUAUAUACAUACAUAUAACUGUACAUAGUGUGCUAAGGAACACAAGUCGUGCGCACGAAAAAUAAGAGAAACCCCUAAUAAUCGUGAUCUUAAUUUUAAGUUUGCACAACACUUUUACAUUAUUACAUAACAUAUAUAACGUACUCAUAAUUUAUAUAAAAUAUUGCAAAUAUUUAGUGAGAAACGAAAAUAUAAUUUUAAUGUUACUUUUCUAAAUUAAAUAGCUGUUAGUUAUUAAAAAUAAAUUAAAAAUCACAAAAACGUUGUAUAAAUUUCUAAAUAUGAAAAUGCUUAAGUAAAAAAAAUCAAAAAUAUCUAAGUUUUUUAGUGCCUAGUAUGUUUAUAAAGCGCAAUUUUUCUUAUAAGUUAAUUUUAAUUUAAUGGUAUAUACUUUCAGAAAGUUGCUAAAUUCAAAAGAAAAUUUGGUUAAAA
Messenger RNA from Bactrocera dorsalis (oriental fruit fly), 4094 nucleotides. RefSeq names its product ETS-like protein pointed (gene pnt). The record is from RefSeq and is a predicted model, not a curated record. The transcript is spliced from 8 exons. Gene Ontology annotation, cellular component: nucleus. NCBI's taxonomy places the organism in Eukaryota, Metazoa, Arthropoda, Insecta, Diptera, Tephritidae. Bases 1242 to 3131 code for a protein of 629 amino acids. Gene Ontology annotation, molecular function: DNA-binding transcription factor activity, RNA polymerase II-specific; sequence-specific DNA binding. Gene Ontology annotation, biological process: cell differentiation; regulation of transcription by RNA polymerase II.